Yarrowia lipolytica CLIB122 is the source of this 1488-nucleotide messenger RNA. RefSeq lists its product as uncharacterized. The record is from RefSeq and is a predicted model, not a curated record. Gene Ontology annotation, biological process: tRNA 3'-terminal CCA addition. NCBI's taxonomy places the organism in Eukaryota, Fungi, Ascomycota, Dipodascomycetes, Dipodascales. Gene Ontology annotation, molecular function: ATP:3'-cytidine-cytidine-tRNA adenylyltransferase activity; CC tRNA cytidylyltransferase activity; RNA binding.
AUGACGUCGAUCCAGCUCAACGACACGGAGCGGCAGUUGUCGGAUCUUCUGGUGAAAUUUGGCCGCGAUUGGGACGCUAAAAACGGCGGUAGCGACCCUCUAACUCUGCGGUUCACGGGAGGCUGGGUACGAGACAAGCUGCUGGGCCAAAACAGCAACGACAUUGAUAUUGCCAUCAACAGUCUCACGGGUGCCGAGUUUGUCGACCAAUUGCACGCCUGGAUCUCCGCAAACCCCGGAUCGUACCCGGACGAGCUUCGAUCCAAGCAUACCAUCAAGCUGAACCCCGACAAGUCCAAGCACCUGGAGACGGCGACAACCAACCUGUUCGGGCUGGAUGUGGAUUUUGUGAAUCUGCGAAGCGAGGAAUAUAGCGACGAGAGCCGGGUGCCGGUAGUGCAGUUUGGAACGGCCGAACAGGACGCCUACAGAAGAGACGCUACCCUGAACGCUCUGUUCUACAACUUGCAGGAGAAAAAAGUGGAGGAUUUGACUGGGCGAGGCCUGGCUGACCUGGAGGAAGGAAUUCUGCGAACUCCUCUUGCACCUAAACAGACUUUCAAAGAUGAUCCUCUCAGAGUUCUUCGUCUGAUUCGGUUUGCAGCUCGGUUCAACUUCCAGCUGGCUCCUGAAGCCAUAGAAGCCAUUGUCAGUGGCGAGGAUAUCAAGCAUGCUCUGGAGACCAAGAUUUCACGUGAACGGGUCGGGAUCGAGCUCGACAAAAUGUUUUCGGGGCCCUGUCCUGAGUACGGACUGAGACUGAUUGCCAAGCUGGGUCUGGAACAUGAAAUCUUUGGACUGCCGGAUAAGUACGCCACCAAGGACACCACCAAGCCCAUCUUCCAUCUCUCCAGGGCCGUAGACACGUGGGAGGCCAUUCGAAGCAGCGAAAACUUGCAUAUCAACUUGCUGACGGCAUACUCUGGAGAAACAAAAAAAAUGAUCUGGGCACUGUGUGCUCUGUAUCCCUGGGACAAGAUCACGGCGGUCACCGAGAAGAACAAGCCGUGCCUGGCGCUGUUUAUGAUCAUCAGAGAAGGUAUCAAAUGGUCCACUCACGAUGGAGAUGUGAUUACGGCUGCCAUCAAUACUGUGGAUGCUAUUGAAGAGGCUGUGGAGGGUGUUAACGGAGGCAACAAGCCGUCUCGUGCAGACCUGGCGCUGCUGGUGCGUAAAUGCGGCGAGCAUUGGACUGCCAAUGUGCUGUUUGCCGCCCAAAAAACCAUUGUCUCAGGCGCUGAUAUGGAGUCUACUCUUAAGCGGUACUCGGCUUUGGUGGAUGCGAUUGUGGACCAGAAGGUGGACGAUUCAUGGAGUGUCAAGCCCUUGGUGAAUGGCAAGGAGAUUAUGGCGACUUUGCAGGCCAAGCCGGGUAAAUGGCUGGCGACGCUACUGAAUGAUGUUGUUGUUUGGCAGUUUACUAAUCCCGAAGGAACCAAGAAGCAGUGUCUGGAUUAUGUUGUGGAGCGGAAGAAGCAGUUGGAGUGA